This is a messenger RNA of Amyelois transitella, 1886 nucleotides long. Its product is annotated as serine/threonine-protein kinase NIM1. Gene Ontology annotation, cellular component: cytoplasm. The record is from RefSeq and is a predicted model, not a curated record. NCBI's taxonomy places the organism in Eukaryota, Metazoa, Arthropoda, Insecta, Lepidoptera, Pyralidae. The transcript has 11 exons. Gene Ontology annotation, molecular function: ATP binding; protein serine/threonine kinase activity. The coding region runs from base 77 to 1873 and encodes 598 amino acids. Gene Ontology annotation, biological process: protein phosphorylation; intracellular signal transduction.
UUUGCCGAGUGUUGUUUAGUUUUUACGUGUCUAUUAUAAUUAAAAUGUAUCGAAAUUAGUAGUUAAGACAACUAAGAUGAGCACUAACGCGCGGAGUAGGAACCAGGUGUAUAGUGUUGGGAAUUAUCUCAUGACCGGCAAAGUACUAGGGAAGGGACACUUUGCCAGAGUUGAAGAGGCGACGCACAGGAUUAUUGGGAAAAAGGUGGCUAUAAAAAUAAUAGACCUGACAUGUAUAAAAGAGGAGUACGCUCGCCGCAAUCUCCACCGCGAGCCGCGGGUGAUGGCCAAGCUGCGACACCCCUGCAUCGCCGCUCUCUACGAGACCAUGAUGCACGGCCCGCGCCUAUACGUGGUGAUGGAAGCGGCCGGUGGUGGCGACCUGUGCACCCACGUGUUGUCGCAGUCGGGUCGAGGCGGCGCCCGGGGCCUGCCCGAGGCGAGGGCGAGGUCCCUGGCCGCCCAGUUGGUGUCUGCCGUCAGACAUAUGCAUUCACGUGGCGUUGUACACCGUGACCUCAAAAUGGAGAACAUAAUGUUGGACAGUUCCAAGCAGUACAUAAAAAUUGUUGAUUUCGGCUUAUCUAACAUUUGGAGCGCAGGGGCUGCUUUGCGUACUCCGUGCGGUUCGCUGGAGUACGCUGCGCCGGAGUUGUUUGUCGACGGCAGACGUUACGGGCCCGAAGUGGACCUUUGGAGCAUAGGCGUGAUCGUGUACGGAAUGGUGACCGGUGGGCUGCCGUUCACGGGCGGAGACGGGGGCGACGGCAAGUCGCGUCCUCAGCUCCGGGCGGCCAUAGCGCGGGGAUUUACGAGGAAGCAACGCGCGGCGCUCGCUUGCGUCUCCUCUGAAUGCAAGACCUUCAUCCAACAACUCCUAGAGCCUGACGUGGAACAGCGAAUGAAGAUCGAGGAGGCUGCGCGGCACCGCUGGAUCAAGAAGCCGGGCAUGCGCAUGAAGACUCACCCCCUGGGCGCCGUCGACCCUAAGGCCAAUAGAGAGAUAUACAAACAAAUCGCCGAGCUGAGCGGCCGUACUGUGAUAGACGUCAUUGCCGAAGUAAAAGCUGAUCCGUUCGGCGCCAUCGCUGGCAUUUACAACAUCAAGACUCACCUGCACCAAACUCAGGUGCCUGGCGACCUGUUGUGGUCCGCCAACAUGAUUGAACCACGCCCCAUUUCCCCACCGGAGUAUCAAGCGAAAGACCACUCUGUGCCGCCAAUAACUAAGCCCAUUUUGCGACGAAGCACCUCGCCUCAAAAGGCUGCCAAGCCGAAAUUGGAGCCCCCCAAAAUAGUGAAUCGUGUGCUCAACCCAGCUAUACCGAAGCCAGUUAAGCAAGAGCAAAAACCUGUGAUAAAGCGACCGCCACAUGUGGUCCUCUCGCGACCUCCGACAGCGUUUUGCGAUAAGAAGCCAGUUUUUAAGAUGAACGACUAUGGGGACUGUUUCGACCCUCGCCUCCCCAGUAUAACUGAGCAUUCCAGUACAGACGUGAACGAGCCGAGGAACGCGAGGCGGUACACCAGGACCUCGUGCAUGAGGAGUGUCCCGGCGGAAGAGGAGAAACGCCUGAGCAGCUGCCCGGCCAGGGGGGAUGUGAAGAGGACGGAGUUUUAUAGGAGGGCCGGCGAUGGGCUGCCAAGCUGGAGGGCGACAGGCGUAGUGUCGCCUCCCACCAGAAUACUGCUGCAGAAUACCGCGACCACGAUCAAGCGAGCUUCGCUGGGGAACAUAGUCAGCCCGCAUUCGUCUUCAAACAGUCAUUGUAAGAGCGAGAGAGCUAUGCCGGUGGGCUGGUUCACUUCCCGGUCCAAGGACACCACUACUCCGCACCUGCAGAGGCUCCGAAGAACCGCCCCCAUGAAGUGACGUCACAUUUUGG